Messenger RNA from Chroicocephalus ridibundus (black-headed gull), 8766 nucleotides. RefSeq names its product protocadherin beta-15-like. The record is from RefSeq and is a predicted model, not a curated record. The transcript has a single exon. Gene Ontology annotation, cellular component: plasma membrane. Gene Ontology annotation, molecular function: calcium ion binding. The coding region runs from base 135 to 3164 and encodes 1009 amino acids. Gene Ontology annotation, biological process: homophilic cell-cell adhesion. Lineage: Eukaryota; Metazoa; Chordata; Aves; Charadriiformes; Laridae.
CAGCCCGAGACUCCUGAGUAGAUGUAGUGCCGUGCUGGGCUGUUACCUGCGUGCUGCCCGUUUGCAGCUUCCCCGGCCGGGGGACGCAGCUCGAUCCCUCUGGGCUGCGACUCCGCCCUACGGUGCAGCAGGAAAUGCCGUCCCACACUCUCGCCGCCGUGUUGCUGGAACUGCAGGGAGCGGCCGUCCGGCUGCCAAGACUGUCUGCCGGCUCUGGGCAACGGGCAUCGGGGAAAGAGACGGGGCAGCUGCCGGCGCUGCCCGUGCGCUCGGAGUCAAGCGUCGGACCCGCAGGAUUCCCGGCGCUCCUGCGCUGCGCUUCCCACGCCAGCACCGUGUGCGCGCGGGCCCGUGUGCCGGUGCGAGGCGGCAGCGCGGGCAGCGGGCGGCGGCGGGCGCAGUCCCGCCGCGGGCCGCAGGGUGGUGCUCCCGGCCAAGGCGGCGCCGAGCGGCUGCGGGCGGGGAGGCGGCCCAGCCCAACCCGCCGCUACACAGCCCAGCCCAGCCGAGCCGAGCCGAGCCGGGCAACGGCGGCGAGCGGCGGCGAGCGGUGCCCCGUGCCAGCGGCUGCCGGGCCAGGGCGGCCGCGCUCCGUGCCGCCAUCCGGAGUCGGCGAGAGGGAGGCCGCCCGACCGCCGCCCCGCCGCGCUGCUGCCGGGCGCCGCUCUCCGCGGAGGAGUGCGCGGGCGAUCCGCGAGACGGAGGCUGUCCGCCGGCCCGAGAUGGCGAUCGCAAGGCAAGUGCUUUGUCUCUGUGCUUUCCUCUCCCUGCCGCUCGCUCGCUCCGAGCCCAUCCGCUACUCCGUAGCCGAGGAGGCGGCGAGCGGCUCCGUGGUAGCCAACGUGGCGGAGGACGCGGGGCUGUCCCCGGCGCAGCUGGCGGCUCGCGGCGCCCGCCUGGCCUCGGAGGACGGCCGGCAGCACUUUCGCUUAGACCCCGCCACCGGCAGGCUCGUCGUGGCCGAGAGGCUGGACCGGGAGGAGCUGUGCGGCCAGUCCGCUACGUGCACGCUCCCCUUCGAGCUCCUGCUGGCAAACCCGCUGCAGUUCUUUCGGGUGGAGGUGGCCGUGGAGGACAUCAAUGACCAUUCCCCCGUGUUCCCGGAGGAACGAGUUACUAUUAAUAUCCUGGAAAGGAGCGACCUGGGCUCGCGUUUCCCUCUGGAGGGUGCUCGGGACCUGGAUGUUGGCAGCAACAGCAUCCAGGCUUACAGCAUUUCUCCCGAGAACGAGUACUUUAGUGUCUCCUUUGGUAGUCGGAGGAACGGUGACAAAUAUGUUGAACUGGUCUUGGAGAAGGCUCUAGACAGAGAGGAGGAAGGAGACGUGGAUUUAAGUCUCAUUGCCAUGGACGGAGGCUCUCCUCCCAGGAGUGGGACCACACAAAUCCACAUUAUUGUUCUAGAUGUAAAUGACAAUGCUCCUGUCUUCAAAGAGGAAGGAUAUAUUGCGCAGAUUUUGGAAAAUGCGCCUGUUGGCUCAGUGGUCCUUAAAGUGACGGCUAUUGAUCGGGAUGAGGGAGUUAAUGGGGACAUCACCUAUCAGUUCAGGCAAGCAGUGGGACAGAGCAACUCAGCAUUCACAAUUGAUCCUACCAGUGGUGAAAUUAAACUCACAAAGCCUCUGGACUUUGAGGUGGCAGAGAAUCAUGAGCUCAGUGUGCGGGCCAUGGAUGGCGGUGGCCUGUCAGCUAUCUGCAAGGUGUUGGUGGAGGUGGUGGACGUGAAUGACAAUGCACCUGAGCUGGUGGUGAAUUCCUUCAACAGCCCCCUCCCCGAGAACGCAUUGCCUGGAACAGUGGUUGCCCUCUUUACUGUCAGGGACCGGGAUUCUGGUGCGAAUGGGAAGAUCUCCUGUGCCCUUGAGGAUCAGCUAUUGUUCUCCCUGCGUCUGGCCUAUAAGAACUACUAUGAGCUUGUCACCGUCAAUGCUCUGGACAGGGAGGAGAUGGCACGGCACAUCCUCAUUGUCACAGCAGCAGACGCAGGGUCACCUCCUCUCACAACCACCCAGACCUUCACGGUGGACAUCUCCGAUGUCAACGACAAUGCACCUGCCUUCAACCAGACAUCAUACACGAUGUAUGUGCGUGAGAACAAUGUCCCAAUGGUGCUUGUUGGAGCUGUCAGUGCUGCAGAUGUUGAUGUGGGGCCCAAUGCCAAGGUGUCAUAUUUCCUGGCACCAUCCCAUCCCACAGAGCAGCCUCCCUGCUCCUGCAUCUCCGUGAACUCUGAGAAUGGGCACGUGUUUGUGCUGCGGCCUCUGGACUAUGAGCAGGUGAAGCAGAUUGAUGUGCUGGUGAGUGCCUCCGAUGCCGGAUCUCCUCCUCUCAGUGCCAACGUCACCGUCCACCUUGUUGUGGUAGAUGAGAAUGACAAUGUGCCACUGGUGCUGUACCCAUCACAGGACAGCGGUCCACCAUCCAGCGAGCUGGUGCCUGUAUCAGCUGAGGCGGGGUACCUCAUCACCAAAGUGGUGGCUGUGGAUGCAGACUCGGGACAGAACUCGUGGCUCUCUUACCACCUGCUGAAGGCCACCGAGCCCGGGCUGUUUGUGGUUGGUGCCCAAAGCGGGGAGGUGCGGCUGAAGAGGCCAGGGACAGAGAGGGACGCUGUGAAGCAGAAGCUGGUUAUUGUGGUGCGAGACAAUGGGAAGCCACCAUUGUCAGCCACUGCUGCACUGAACGCCCUCCUGCUCAAUGACUUCUCAGAAGUGCGCCUACCGCACAGCAGCCUGGCCACGGAGGACGAGAGUGACUCCCUGACAACCUAUUUAAUCAUUUCCUUGACCUUUGUCUCACUCCUCUUCCUCGCAUCCAUGACAGCCUUCAUCACUCGCAAGGUGUGCAAGAGAAAGGAGCUGAAGGCAGGGCACGUGCUUUAUGGUGCUGGCAACUUGCAGAGCGACCUGGCUGAUGCGGCCACAGCGGGGACCUUGCCCCACGGCUAUUGCUAUGAGAUCAGCCUCACAACGGGCUCUGGCAAUAGCGAGUUCAAGUUCCUGAAGCCCAUCCUCCCCAGCCUGCCACCACAGCAGUGCACCAGAGGUGGGGGCACCGAUGACGAGCAAGAUUUCCCCCGUGGCCCCAUUACUGCAGAACACUUUGCACCAGACAAUCGUGGGACCGUCUCUGCAGAACAGUUCAAUAAUCUUUCCUUUACCUAGCAUGGAGUCAGCACAUACAGAGGCUUCAUUCAUGCCUCACGGUAGGAAGGGAUCCCUGUUACAGCAUGUGGUAAUGAUUCCUCCAGAGUAAAUCUGCAUUUUUAUUUGGCAUCAAUGAUUUCCCUCAAAUUCUAUGUCAGAAGAAAGACUAUAACCCUCUCCAAAAUAGAAACACACAAAGAAAAGAACCUAAAGACUCCUUUAGUCAUGAAAGUAUAUUUCCACUCUGUUACAACCUCUUCCAAAAUGCUUUGAGAGGUACAGGUUCCCCAGCGUAGUUUUUGUGUCACUUACUGUCAGGCAAGCCCAUGGACCUCUUUCUCUGUGCUGUAACGCAAUUUCAAAGUCAUGCAGUGAAAUCACAUUGUCCUGGCUUUAGCUGGGGUAGAGUUAAUUUUCUUCGUAGUAGCUGGUAUAGUGCUGUGUUUUGGAUUUAGCAUGUUGAUAGCACACUGAUGUUUUUGUGGUUCCAAGGUAGUGCUUACAGUAAGUCGAGGACUUUUCAGCUUCUCAUACCCUGCCAGUGAGGAGCCUAGGGGUGCAGAAGAAGUUGGGAUGGGGCACAGACAGGACAGCUGACCCAAGCAGGCCAAAGGGAUAUUCUAUACCAUAGGACGUCAUGCUCAGCAUAUGAAGUGGGGGCAGUUGGCCAGGGGGAGGCUUCGGCUCGGGAAGUGGCUGGUCAUCAGUCAGUUGGUAGUGAGUAAUUGUUUUUCAUUUGCAUGAUUUGUCUUUUCUUAGAGUUUUGUUAUCUUUUCCUCUCCCCCCCCCCUUAUUAUUAUUUUAUAGUAAUAUUUUAUUUUAUUUCAAUUAUUAAGCUGUUCUCAUCUCAGACCACGAGUUUUGUCACUUUUACACUUCCAAUUCUCUCCCCCUUCCCACUGCAGGGGGAGGGGAGGAAGAGUGAUAGAGUCGCUGUGUAGUGCUUGUCUGCUGGCUGAAGUCACACCACGACACACAUGCUUGCCGAAACGCACGUAGCCCUCUCCCUGCGUCAGAAAAGCAAGGAUGUUGUGAGUACAGUGUUACAAUAUGGUGCAAGCAAGGGGCUCUUUCUUCUCUGGGUGCUUGGCUCUGUAUAAGAUGUUUGGGGCCUGUGUGUUUUGUGUUCUGGUCACUAUGUCUGUCCAGACACCCGUUGUGAAUCUGCAUACUCUGCACUAGUGCUGCCCAGUGAUGCAGGGAGUUGCUCACAUCCAGCUGUUGUGAUGCACACAGUUCUAGCUCAUUGAGCAAGAGUGGUAUUUUUUCCCUUUGAGUACAGCAGUCUCAUCUUCUCUAGAGGGGAGCAGCAAAACACAGAAGAUCUUCCUUUAUCCCAUAAGAGGGUGGUGGGCGUUCUGUCUCCUUGGGAUUUCCAUGUAAGUAUAGCAGUUCUAACAGUGUUGGGAUGGAACAGAUUAGACUAGACUAGACUAGACUAGACUAGAUUUCAGCAGGAAGGCACCUGCAACGAUCAUCUAGUCUAACCGCCUGACUACUUCAGGGCUGACCAAAGUUAAAGCAUGUUGUUAAGGACAUUGUUCAAGUGUCUCUUAAACACUGACAGCCAUGGGACAUUGACCCAUCAACUUUAUGAAGCCUCUUCCAGUGUAUGACCGCUCUCUCAAUAAAGAAAUGCUUCCUAAUGUCUGACCCUCCCCUGAUGGAGUUUGAACCAUUCCCAGGUGUCCUGUCGCUGGAUACAAGGGAGAAGAGAUGAGCACCUCCCUCUCUCAGCCAAGUUCUCCAAACUAGACAAACUCAAAUCCUUAGCUGCUCCUCGUAGGACUUCACUUCCAGCUUUGUCACCAGCUUUGUAGUAGAAAAACUACAUCCACAGCCUUCCCUUAAUCCAACAGUCAGGUGACCUUAUCGUAGGAGGACAUGGACCUGUUGGAGUGAGUCCAGAGGAGUCCACAAAGAUGAUCAGAGGGCUAGAGCACCUCUCCUAUGAAGACAGGCUGAGAGAGUUGGUGUUGUUCAGCCUGGAGAAGAGAAGGCUCCGGGGAGAGUUGAUUGUGGCCUUCUAGUACCUAAAAGGGGUCUAUAGGAAAGCUGGGGAGUGACUCUUUAUCAGGGAGUGAAGUGAUAGAGUGAGGGGUAAUGGUUUUAAACCAGAAGAGGGUAGAUUUAGAUUAUAUAUCAAGAAAAAAUUCUUUACUCUGAGGAUGGUGAGACUCUGGAACUGGCUGCCCAAGGAAGUAGUGUAUGCCCUGUCCCUGGAAGUAUUCAGUGCUGGCUUGUGUGGGGCUUUGAGCAACCUGGUCUAGUGGAAGGUGUCCCUGCCCAUGGCAGAGGGGUGGGAACUAGGUUAUUUUUAGGUCCCUUCCAACUCUAACCAUUCUAUCAUUCUAUUAUGUCAAAGCAGUUAAGCAGGACUUUCCCUUGGUGAACCCAUGAUGACUGCGCCUGAUGAUUGCAUUGUUCUUUCAAUGCCUUUCUUUCACUAGUACGCAGUUAUGAUCUUCUCUAUAGUUUUGCCAGGGUCUGAGGUUAGACUAACAGGUCAGUAGUUUCCUGGGUCUCCCCUCUUGCCCUUCUUGUAAAUUGGAAGAACAUUGUCUAGCUUCCAGUCAGCAGGGACCCCUCCCCAGUCUCCCAAGGCCUUUGGCAGCUGAUGGAGAGAUGUCCUGCUGUAACAUCGACUGGGUCCUUCAGUACUCUGCAACGAAUCCCAUUAGGUGCCAUGGACUUGAGAACAUUCCUCUGAUACAGCUGGUCCCUGAUAAUUUCAGUGUCCACUGAUGGAAAGUCACUGUUCGUUCACUCGCGGCCCUCUGUUUCAGUGGACCGGGCAGCCCAGCAUCAAUCUGUAUUGUUAAACUUCGGGUCAAGAAAAGCAUUGAAUGCCUCCUCUUCUUCUUCAUCCUUGUCGGUCAGGUGAGCAUCUUCAACAAGUGUCAGUCUAAUGUUUUCUUUAGACCUCCACUUCCUAUUAACAUCCUUGUAGACUGUAACUGUUCAGAGUUGUGAAAACAUGCUCAUUGCCUUUGGGUGCAUUGUAAGGAAACUGCACAAGUUGCUUCAAAGGACUUUGUCUGAAGGUAGAAUUGAGAUGGACUUGGAAAAAGCCCAUUGACUUUUCUCUGAUCGUUGUUCCUGAGUUCAGCGGCUUCUUGAUGGGAGGGGAAAUCUGUCCCACCAGGAUUUCCUGGGUUUGUGUUAGAGCAUUUGCAUUCUCCUUUCUGCCCUUUCUCCUUCUACUUUGUGAACUGUGUUUGGGCAUUGUCUUACCUCUUCCCCUUAAGAAGGACUGUCACUCCAUGUAUAAUAUUGGAUUCUUUAAAAGAAGGCUGUUUGAAUGUUUGAAUGGCACAGAAUAUUUGGAAACGUGACGUUGUGUUGUGCUGCAGUUAUUAACUGUAAAGCAGGAUACCCUUGAGUGUAAAAAUGUAACAAAGAGAACACCUGAAUGCCUUGUGUGGAGACAGUAGUCUUUGUUGAGUUGUUUGUUGUUUUUUUUCUGGGGAAGCUCUGUCAAAGUUUUUCCAAAGGUUGUGAGCUUUUUUCUCAUUUUUGUCCCUUGGCUGAUGUAAAGUUGAGCGGGUACAUUUCUUCAGUUUGGCAAUGAGGCCUGUAUCGCAUUGAGUGAAAUUGUGGGGAGCACGGCUUUGCUGACAGACCUGUAUGGGUCUUCUGAGCACUGAGUUGCUGGUUGCUACAGGGCCCAGUUAGACCCAGUCAGCGGAAACUGGCCCCCACCCUAACAGGGACCGUGGGUGUGCAAAGGCCUCUGCAAAGCAGUGAGGUUGGGGAUAGUGACCUAUCCCACUCUUCCUAGAGUGCCAGCUGCAGAGGGCAACUGGGAAGGCUUUGAGCACAAAGUAUUCUGAUUCUAAAUGUUUUGAUGGAUGACAGCAUACAUGUUGCUUUGGAGAAGUCUUUCGGGGAGUCCCAGGAGGUUGGGAAUUGGUGGAUGAAGAACUACUACCAGGGAUACGGUUCACUCUCAGGAAACGCAGAGCACUACAGGCAUCUGCUCCACAAAGGCCUCAAGAAAAGGAUAAGGCCUGAGGACAGGCCGCUGUAGUGAUGCUGACCAGAAGACAGUUGUACAGCGAGGGGUGAAUGAUAUACUCUCCAGCUAACCUGAGAGGAAUCAUAGAAUCGUUUGGUUUGGAUGAAAUCCUUGAGACCAUUGAGUCCUGCCGUUAAGCAAACACUACCAAGUCCACCACUAAACCCUGUCCCUCAGCACCACAUCCAGGGACGGCAGACACUUCCUUUGGCAGCCUGUGUUAAUGCUUGGCAAUCCUUUUGAUGAAGAAAUUGUUCAUAAUAUCCAGUCUAAACUUCCCCUAUCACAACCUGGGGCCAUUUGCUCUCAUCCUAUCACUUCAUACUUGGGAAAAGAGACCGACACCUACCUCCUUAAAUCUUUCAGGCAGAGGCCUGUGCUGUCCUGUGCUGUGUUGUAUGGCACAAAUCCUUUGGUGGGAAGAUAAACUCAGCUCAUUGUAAUCGCAGAGGCUGCAGGCAAGUCCUGCUUGGUACUGGUUAGAAAGCCACCUGCAAGCAAGAAGUCCACCUGCCAAAGUCUUUUACUGCAGCUGUAGAAAUGAUCAAUAGAAUUGCUUUCUUGCAGGGAAGUCCUAAGAUGGCUUGAAUGACUGAAACGGGGACACUCUGUCUUUUCUAUGACCAGGGUCUGCACGGCAUGUUGUGCAUGGCUGCAGUUCUUUCAUGAAGCUCCUCUGCUCAGGGUUCUCCACAUCUACCCUUCCAGUAGGGUGAUCUAUAAUGGAGAGAGUUGUGAAUGACACUUUAGAGAGUGGGCGUGUUUCUCCUGCUGAGAUCACAAGGAACCAGCAGCUCCUGGUAUAAAAGUGCUGGUUCUCGGGUCGUUCCAGGUCAAAGGUCCAGGUGUCUGAUGCAGUUCAUAACUGGAAGGUUUCUUACAGUUUGUGACCUAUGAAAGGGGACAUGGCGUUUCCUGCAUUGGAGGGCCAGCACACACGGCUGAGCUUUCCCAAGGGGCUCUUUGCAGGUGCCCUUUAGGAAGGAAAACUUCUAGGCCAGGUAAUAGACAGCCCUAGCAGAGGGGAGGCUUUUAACCCCCUGGAAACUGCUUUCAGGGACAAGGGAGCACGAGAGAGCUGGCAGAUGUUUAAGGAUGCUUUCCACAGAGUGCAAGAGCUCUUGAUCCCCACAUGUAAGAAAUGAGGGAAGGAAGGCAAGACACCAGCAUGGCUGAGUAAAGACCUGCUUGUCAGACUAAAGGGCAAGAAGGAAACGCACAGUCAGUGUACAGGGACCUUGCCCAGUUUUGUAGGGAUGCGGUCAGGAAGAUCAAGGUGUGGCUGAAGCUGAACACAAAGUACAACAAGAAGGGCUUCUAGCGGUAUGUCAGACAGAAAGGAGGGUCAAAGAAAGUGUACCUCCGCUGAUGAACACAAGUGGCAAACUGGUAUACAACAGGCAAGGAGAUGGCUGAGGCAGCCAGCAACUUUUUUUGCUUCAGUUUUCACUGUCAGUCUCUCUUCCCACACUUCUCGAGCGGAUGGAGCUCGAGGCAGGGACUGGGGGAGCAAAGUCCCUCACGCUGUAAGAGAAGAUCAGACCAACUGAGAAACCUGAACAUAGAGAAGUCUCUGGGACCUGAGAAGAUGCCUUCCGGAGU